Molecule: messenger RNA, 675 nt
Organism: Peniophora sp. CBMAI 1063
Lineage: Eukaryota; Fungi; Basidiomycota; Agaricomycetes; Russulales; Peniophoraceae
Source: the annotation of a GenBank genome assembly
AUGGCCCCGACAAACGAUAUCGUCACUCUUGCGGCUUCGCUGGCUGCCACGACCGAAAAUCUCACCAUGUCUGCGGCCAUCCGCCCAACACCAUCAUUCAUUAUUCUCGCAGCACAGACAGCUCUGCAAGCGCCCACCAUCACUACCAACCCUACACCCUUACCCUCGCAAUCGGAACGCAAGCAUCUUUCGACUGGCGCAAUCGCGGGACUCGCCACUGUCAGCGUCGCCGCAUUCCUCUCCAUCUGCGCUCUUACGAUCAGCCUAUCUGUGAUGUUCUUCAACCGGAGGCGCUCGCGGCGCGCUCCAUCGAAGACGUACAUGCGUGAGCAGGGAAGGUUGGGGCCCGAGAGGGAGAUGCGUACAACUUUCGACGCGCCUGUAUCGGUGGAUCUACGGGGAUGGAAGCAUAGAAUGAACGACGAUAGCUCAUCUACGGGGACGGGUUCUACAGCAACGCUGGUCCAAGCCGCUCCCGGCAAGCAAGCACCAUCCCAACGCACGGAUGCGGGAAGAGGCCCUUCUAGUCCCGCUCUCUUCAGGAUGGAGAGGCCGCGCUCGGAAGAGAGGAAGAGCUUUCAGCUGAAGUGGGAGUCAAAGGGGCACAAGAAUCUGCCGCUCACGCCUCUUGACGAUGAUCUCCAACUAUCACGAUUCUCGGAGAUCAAGCUGUAA